This is a messenger RNA of Perkinsus marinus ATCC 50983, 696 nucleotides long. RefSeq lists its product as hypothetical. Bases 1 to 696 code for a protein of 231 amino acids. The transcript is spliced from 6 exons. Gene Ontology annotation, molecular function: Delta24(24-1) sterol reductase activity. Gene Ontology annotation, biological process: ergosterol biosynthetic process. NCBI's taxonomy places the organism in Eukaryota, Perkinsozoa, Perkinsida, Perkinsidae. The record is from RefSeq and is a predicted model, not a curated record. Gene Ontology annotation, cellular component: endoplasmic reticulum membrane.
AUGGUGAACAUCAACAACAACAACAACAAUAAAGCGGUGAAACCCAAGAUUGUAGCCACUCGUAAGUGGUUUGAUCUUGCUGGUUACCUUGGCUUGCUAGCCUUCUCUCACUCCAUUGUCCUCUACUUGGCUACGUCUAUUCGGCUGUAUAGAGGGCAUGUGUUCAAUCCAAUGAGGCUCUGGUUUGAUGAGGGAUUCACUAUUCUUCUAGAUGAUGUCAAAGAGAACUUCUUGGACGCGGCCGUUUGGUACUUUGCCUUUAUAGCCUUCGAGAUGUUCCUCGGUGUAGUCUUACCAGGAGUCGUUGUCAAGGGGUUGCCUCUUGCCAAUGGAGACCGUCUGGUGUACAAUUGCAACGCCCUUGCAGCAUGGUAUGUUACGCUCAUCACAUUAGCUGCUCUUCACCUCACCAGCAUCUGGUCUAUCACCCGUCUGACGGACUAUUACUAUUCGUUGGUCCUGCUCACUAUGUUAGCUGCUGAUAUCACAUCUGUUUACAUGUGGUUCACGGGUUGGAUGGCCGGCUUGUCGAGCGGUGAAGGUCAGGUGGCUGAUUUCAUCAUGGGUACCUGGUUGAACCCAAGGCUAUUCGGUGGGAGACUUGACCUUAAGAUGUUCUUUGAGGUGCCCUUACUCAUUUACAGUUCGUGUGUCAUGGAUGUUACUAUUCAUCCUUACCCUUGCAUGCAGCAUUAA